Pomacea canaliculata is the source of this 2427-nucleotide messenger RNA. RefSeq lists its product as uncharacterized. Bases 262 to 951 code for a protein of 229 amino acids. The record is from RefSeq and is a predicted model, not a curated record. Lineage: Eukaryota; Metazoa; Mollusca; Gastropoda; Architaenioglossa; Ampullariidae. The transcript has 8 exons.
AUCCCAUGUGACGUGAUCGCGGCAGACCCCACACUGCACUUGUUCAACACGAGCACAAAUACCUGUGUUUGUAAACCAGCUUCAAACCGAAUCAUAAAAUAGUGGUAGGCAGAAAAAUUGUGAUUUACCUGCACAACAAGAGGAAACACUGAGCCACAACUACUUCGAGCGAGUUAAAAAUCGACAGUUUUGAACAGAAUACAAACUGAAGAAUAACAUUCUGCAAAUGUGUACACUCUAACAAUUGGAGGAUAUUUAAAGAUGGGGCACGUGACCACAUUCUACCUUUUGUCUCUUUUGUUCAUGUCUGCAGCAUGUGUACAUGGGGAACAAAGUACAUGUGCAUUUACUUCAUACAAAAAUUGCACUCUGAAGAUAACAUGCAAAAUCCAAGGAGCUUUAGCCGCAGAAGGAAGAUCAUUUAGACUGAUCAACAACGUAGUCGGGAAAAAAGAAACUCUCGCUGUGUUAGGCUAUGUUGGAUUUUACAUCUGUGAUCCAGCAAAAGGUUAUAAAUGUGAUAAAGAAGACGACGACACCUUCUUUGUCACCACUCCCUGUAUACCCUGGGAGAACAUUACACUUUCCGCCGACGGAGAAGUACCAGUCCCUUGUACAUUGACAAGUCAAAGCAGACCAUCUGAAUCGGAUCCCGAAACCCUCGAGAAAGAUGACUGUGAAAAUGAGGAAACAGUAAUCACUGGCAAUACCAACAAGCAUAUCAACAAAAGAAGUGUUGGUGCGAAGUGUCAUCCGAGCUCGUCUUCCAAAGAUUAUUUUAAAAGCGAGGAAGACAUGACUAGCCAAAUAAUUGGGAUAAGUCUUGGAAUUGGUAUCACUAUUAUUGCUACUGCUAUUGGUUUGAUUUUCUUCAGGAUGUGGAAACAAAGAAAUACUGGAACGUUCACUGGAGGUGCUUCUAAGACUAAAGCUGCCACAAAACAAAGAUGAAGAAACUGGCUUUCUGUCCGUGAGGACCGUAAGUCUUAGUCUUAGUAAUAUGUUGAACAUGGAUAUUAGCAUCAUAUCGACAAUACAGAGCUACCACUGUAAUACAAUAUACAGUACUCAGACGCAUUAUGGUAUUUAACUGAGUAGAGAUCGAAAGUUACUGAUGGAGCAUAGAUUUCUUCAUUUUUUUAGCAAACAAUAAUAAUGAGUUUUGUACAUAAAUGCGGUUUCGCAUUUUUUUAUUUUAUUCGGAACAGUUCUAAACUUUAGUUGCUGUAGCCACGUGACUAUGACCUAUAAUCUCAAUCUUUAAUCUCAAGACAAAAUAUAAUAUCUGCAUAAUUAAGACACUUUUUAAAACAAUCUGUUGAUCGGCCUUGUCUUUUACGGAAAUAUUUGACUUGUCUGGACAUUAGCUUGCAUGUGUUUUUGCUCCAUACUGGUAAAUUCUUAUAAUAUUGAUAGAAAAAAGACAGAUACAUACAUCUUUAAUGACAUGAAUGUUUGAUAGAGCGUGUUUGACGGUUUCACCAUAUUCUCUUUUCCUUCACAGGAAACAGCAGAAAAGGCAGAAGAGUAAGGGGGCUGUUUACAUCAGCAACAAUGUUGACGUGGUCAUUGUAUCAGAUGGAGACGUCUCGAACAUCACCCGUUGACUUGUCAGCUGUGUAAAUGGCCCCCCUACCUCCGCCCACUGCUGAGGUCCUCAUGGCCACCUGCAGGAUCCAAGGCCAUGAACAUCCCGCUUUCCAGCGGGUUUUUGAAAAAGCACUAUUUUAAAAUGUGCUUUUUCUUUUUUUCCAACAAGCAUGUUGGAACAGACAUUUUCUCUAGAGAGCGUUAGACCUACUACUAAACCUAUCUUAACAAACUUACUAUCCAUGGAAGUUAAAAAUGUUAUAAGCAGAGUUAAACAUUUUCCAUUUAAAUUUGCUGCGCGUGCGUCCGUUUAUUAGACUUAUAAAAACGAUUUCAUAAAGGUAAAAUAUAUGUCAUUGUGUCAUUUAUUAGUUACAUAUAUACUGGCGUACAUCCCUCAGCCAACCAGAAGAGUACUGUGUCUUUAUAAUGGACAAGGGAUAUCCCUUUAUUUAUAAUUAUAAUAAAGAACCUAAUUGCUUGAGACUUGAGACUACAUACUUUGCAAGAGUGAGUGAAUUGAUGUAAGUGUUGGGGUGGUAGGGGUGUCUGUAUGUGAUAGGAUGAAACAAACAUGAAUUGACUAAGCUCUAGGAUCUCUGACAUACUGAGAUAUAUAUUAGCUGAGACCUUUUUGUGGUGUUUGUGGUGUUUAAUUAUCGUCUCUGUUCCUUGCCUACACAUUUAGAAUAUUAUACAACUUGGUCUGUGACAAUUGUUGUAAAUUAAAUUACAGAGGAUCUCCUAAACAGUUUGUGCUGAAACUUCCCUUUACCCUACUUAUAAUGUCAUGCGCUGUUUUAAAAAAAAAUGAAUAAAAUGCCACUUAGUUUACUC